GAUAUCCGAUAGCUGCGGCGCAAGUCAUUCAAACGAAGUGAUCGGAAACGGGGAAGCGUAAACAAUAAAAUGGAAAAUAAUGUGGAUUUCAGCAGGAUUUCGUCCAAGUUGUACCAGAAAUACGCACAGCACGUGAGGAACCUGAAGGACGUGUGCGUGUCCAAGACGGUGAUGAAGCCGGGCGCCUUCUUCGACAGCCUGCAGCAGAUGAUGGAGGAGGAGGCGGCGGCUACCACGCCUGCGAAGGAUAUGGGCUCGGUGGCCGACUAUGCGGAGCUGUUCCGGACCCUGGAGGAGUACCCGUCCAACCUGCAGAGGAUGCCUAAGAAGCGGGAGCUACAGCGCACCAACUCGAUGUUCCUGCGAGGAGCGGGUGCAGCGGAGGACUCGGUGGCCAUGGCCAUGAACACCUCCAAUGUCUCGCUCAGCCUGACGCGUCUGGAGGAGCAGCGCAGUGCCGUGGACGUGUACAAUGACUUCAAGGCCUUCCAGCGGAAGCUGGCCAAGAUCUACGACGAGGCCGCCGCCCUGGACACCACGGAUUCCAUAUACAAACAGAAGCUGUCGCAGCUCCACGGUUUUGCCCAGCAGCUGGAGAAGCUCAUGCCCACCGGCGGGGAAUCUCCGCCAGAUGCCUUCACAUCCGAGGAGCAGGAGACACUAUUAGCCAUUGCCUCCAACAUGGAGCAGCUGAACUACCUGCGCUCCAACAGCCUCCAGCUGCCCAAUCCCAACGAGAUACUGGCCAAUGGAAGUCUGGCCGCCCGCCUAGAGAUGUUCGUUGAGGUGCUCACCUAUACUCUCCUCCAAAUCAGCAGCUACAACAUGGCCUUGAUUUAAGCUUUAAUCGAGCUUCAGUUGGUCAACUACGUGAAUCCACAAAUAUGAAUAUUUAAUAAAAAAUCUAAUAAAAUCGAGAUCUGUUUAAUACAAA
Messenger RNA from Drosophila suzukii, 934 nucleotides. RefSeq names its product mitotic spindle density 5 (gene msd5). The record is from RefSeq and is a predicted model, not a curated record. NCBI's taxonomy places the organism in Eukaryota, Metazoa, Arthropoda, Insecta, Diptera, Drosophilidae.